UUCCUCUUGCUAAAAAAAUAUCUCUCUGACGAGGAGAUUUUUUUUUUUACUAAAUAAAGUAAAUAAAAAACCGAGAUAUAUAGAGGGAGAGCGCGCGAGCGCCUCUUAGAUCGAUCCGUUCUCCUCCCAUUCUCCUCGUCUCUGGGCUCUUUAGGGUUUCGAUUUCCUCUUGUUUUCUUCUUCUUUUCUUGGAUGUUCUUCUUCUUCGUCUCUUUUGCUCUUGCUCUCUAGGAAUUGGGACUGGGAUAGAGAAUUGGAUUUGGAUUUGGUUUCGGGGAUCUGUAGUUGCGGGUGGGGAGAGAGGGGAGGGAUGAAGUCGUCGCUGAGGAAGCUGCGGGGGUUCGCGCUCCACAGGCACGACUCCAAGGAGAAGAGGGACCACCACCCCCCGGCGCACCAGGACGAGCUCCUGCGGGCCUCUCAGGACAUGUCUGACAUGAGGAAUGGCUAUGAUAAUUUACUUUCUGCUGCGGCUGCCACUGCAAAUAGUGCACAUGAGUUCUCAGAAGCCUUGAGGGAAAUGGGCACUUGUCUGCUUGAACAAACUGCAUUAAAUGAUGAUGAAGAAAGUGGUCGUGUUUUAUUACUGCUGGGAAAAGUGCAGUUUGAACUUCAGAAACUUGUGGAUAGCUAUCGUGUGCAUAUUAUUAAGACCAUCACAACACCAUCAGAGUCUCUUCUCAAGGAACUUCAAACGGUAGAGGAGAUGAAAUGCCAGUGUGACGAUAAAAGAGAUUUGUAUAAGUUCAUGCUAGCAGCACAAAGAGAAAAAGGAAGGUCAAAAAAUGCCAAAGGUGAAAGUUUUUCUCCACAGCAGUUGCAAGCAGCUCAAGAAGAUUAUCAAGAAGAGGCAACCCUUUUUGUUUUUCGCUUAAAAUCAUUAAAGCAAGGGCAAUCCCGAAGUCUUUUGACACAGGCUGCCCGUCACCAUGCUGCACAGUUAAAUUUCUUUAGGAAAGGAGUAAAGUCUCUUGAGGUGGUUGAGCCACAUGUCAAAGCAAUAGCCGAACAACAGCAUAUUGAUUAUCAGUUCAGUGGACUUGAGGAUGACAUAGAGGAUGACGACGACGACGAUGACGAUGAUGAUGAUGGGGAUGAAAAUAGUUACGAUGGCAAUGAAUAUAGGGAGUUGAGUUUUGACUAUGGACAAAAUAAUCAUGGUCAAGGUCAUGUUUCUGUAUUUAGAAACUCAAUGGAGUUAGAUAAACUGGACCAAACAAAUGCCCCAACAUCAACCACUGAGACUGCACAGGAAAAUGUAGACCACAGCCAAGCAGAAACUCCAUUCAAUAGGGGGCCUAGGGUUGUUAGCUUAUCGGCACCACUUUUAGCUGAUAAAAAGUUCGAACCCUCAGAAAGGAUAAAACAAAUGCAGCCUUCAUCAACAAGGAAAUUUCAUACUUAUGUUCUGCCUACACCAACCAAUGUGAAAAGCUCAGAUUUAACAGGGUCUGGUACUUCUGUUUCUGCACCUCCACUGGAAAGAAAGGUUGGCGGGCCGACACAGUUGUGGCAUUCGUCACCAUUGCAGCCAAACAUGCUUGUGAAAGAAUUCAGGGAUGAUGAACUGUCAAGCCCUACCAGAUUGCCUAAAGAACAGUUGGUACUUCAAGAAAGCAGCGCUAAUAGCGGCCCUAUCAGAAUGCACCCUCCUUUGAAUGAAGGGCUAUCUUUGCCACAGGUAAAUCUACUCAAUGCUUUGGACUCUAAAAAGAUAAAGAGACAAGCUUACUCGGGUCCAUUGACGAGUCAAGCAUGGCCAGGCAAGCCCACAUGUUCAGCAACUUCCAUGUCGUCAGUGGAUUAUCAUCUUGCAGCUUCUGCAAGGCCAGCACAUAUUCCCAUGCCUCAGCCAUCGACAUCACAAAACAUGUCCCGUAGUGCCUCACCACCUAUAGCAUCACCAAGAAUUAAUGAGCUUCACGAGCUUCCAAGACCUCCAAACAGUUCAGUGAAAUCUACAAGCCCGUCUGGUUUAAUUGGUCAUUCAGCUCCUUUGGUGUGCAGAGGUCAAGAGCCUACAACAUGCAAAAUUCCACUAAAUGCAUCACUUACAGCAUCACCACUACCAACGCCACCUGGGGUUAUGGCUCGUAGUUUUUCUAUACCAUCCAGUAGUCAAGGAACACCAACACCAACAGUUGCUAAGAUGUUGGAGGCUCCUCAAAAUCAGAGCAGAACUACAGAUGUAUCUUCACCUCCUCUGAGACCAAUAUCUUUGAUGAACAUAGAGUCCACAUCAACAAUUUCAGAAUCAGCAGCUGAGGCCACAAAAGCAAAGAGUGGCAUAUGCAGAAGGUGUUAGAUUGAGACAAAUCCCUCGAAAAACAUUCCCACUUUUCCAAAGAUUUUGUUACCAUUAUAAUGUAUGUUGGAAACACUUGCCCAUCCAAGAAUGGUUUUGAAGAAUCUAAGAAUGAAAGAGGAUUAAAAGUCAUGUUUGGACCACUAAUGUCCAGCUGGAUAAUGUAGAGUAUUCAUGGGCUCAAGUAUAAAUAAAAUGAGAAAUAUCCAGCGGGCCUCUACUUAUUCAGAGGCUUUUUCUUGUUGCCUCAGGUAUAAGCUAAUGAUUGUUUCAGUUUCAACGUUAACCAGACUUGUUAAGGUCCAGUAACAGGUUGGCCAAGAAAAAUUUAUUGCAUCCUUGAAGUAAAACUUAAUUGUUUGCAUCAAACUGGAUAAACUCAAUUUUAAAGUGGUCAGCAUGUGGAUUCCUCUUUCUUGUUUGUAUCUUGCUUGAGAAAUCUGAAUCCAUGUGCUUCUGCAUCAGCAUAUGCCCAGGAGAUUGAUAUAUUAACAGAUGUUGUAUCUGGUUGAGAUAACCAAACCAAUUAUUCUGUUGCUCAGUAUCAUUGGAUUGUUUCAUAUAAUUAACAUUGGUAUCUUCCUGGGGAUUGGACCAUUUGUUUGGUAUGGUGCAUGACCACAAUGUAAACUUAUUUGCAAGGUUCUACAGACAGCAGCAGUAUGCAAGCAUCCUAGGUACCACAUUAGCAUUUAGGUGAUAUAUGUGUAACUAGGUGACUACUUUAGUGGAAGAGGAGGUAGAGAAGAGAAAAACUUGGAGGGCAAGGAGGAUGUGGAAGAAUAGGUUGACAUCACAGGGAGAUAUGAGGUAAGAUACAGCACCUGACACCCAUAUCUUUGCCCAGGCUUCAUAUAUGGGCUGCCUAGGCUGAUGCAGGUGCCUGGGCAAUCAUUUUGUGGUCCGAUCAUAUGUCUGUCACUGGGCCUUACUGCAGGGUGAUGUGACCACAUCCACUGCCUUCUCGGAUGGGUGUCUUCCUGAAACCUGCUCAAUUGGAUCAUCAAGUUAGACAAAAUAACUUCCCAUAACACUUAAAAAUGGUAUGAAUUCUGUUUUUAUGUGUGAACUGUAAAAUGCUUCCUUGCUAAUCAUUGCAGAAAGAAGGUUUUUCUAAAUAAAAAUCAUAGAUGUUAGGACUUUGAGAGGGUGGAUUUGCUCUAAUGAUAAAGUUGUUCCAUUGUGACCUGGAUGUCACUUGUUUGAAAUACAGAAAGUCUCUCUGCAUGCAGGGUUAAGGCUACCUAUAUCUGACCCUCCACCAAGACUGCAUAGUGGUGGGAAACUUGUGCAUUGGGAUGCCUAGUUUCUAAGAUGGCAGGACUUUAAUUCAUCUUAUAAGUUCAGUGGAAUAAUAAUUUUCAUUUUAGUAUUUUCAGUUGAUAUGUCAUUUCAUUUUGUUGAUAGGAUGUUGACUCAAUUAAUAUGCAGCCAAAUCUUAAAACUGUUUCUCUAGUCGUGGAUCUGAAAGUUAGACCAAAUUCUCAAACCAGGAUACGUAAGAGUCUUGCAGAACUAUGAAUUCAACUGAAGGUGUAGUUUAUGGAUAUAUUUUAAUAAAUCAGAACCGUCUCAGAUCCAAUCAUAAGACAUGAAGUUUGUUGAGUCUUAGGUCCAAUCUUCAAUUAGGUAGGCUAACACUCAGGCAAUGCUAGGCAUAUCCUUAUUGUAUGAAAGGUAAUAUGAGAAGGAAGAGUUAGCUUUUUCACUCGGUGAGCAAAAUUGAUCAAUAUCUAACUCUUAAUAUAUAUCUGGCAGCCAAACUUAAAACUCUUGUGAUUGUUUGAAUUGGGUCUAGAUCCCAAUCUCACAGUAUUGUUGUAUCUGGUCGAUUGUGUCAGACCUUCACAUACUUGAUUGAAGGUCUGGUUCUCUCCCAGUUCACUAUUUUCUUGAACUUCUAAAAGAUACUAAUUGGUUUAGUAGGAUCAGAAAAUUUGAGCCCAUAUUGUAUGUAAUGCAAAAAUUAUAACCCAUGUUUCAAAUAUUCACUGAAUUCUUGAAGGAAGUCAAUAAUAGAAAUUUUUGUAUAUCUGGAGAUUUAUGGACAUGUAGUACAUGUGGAGAGAUGAAUUACUAAAGAAAAGACAGACAUACCAUUCUUUUCAAGGCAAAACUAUCAAUUUUUGACUUAUGCGUUAACUAUUAACUAUUAGUAACUAUUUAUGGAAUAUCAGUUAUUAGUGGGCUUACUGUUCUAUCUGAUUGCCACCUAUGUAUCC
This is a messenger RNA of Elaeis guineensis (African oil palm), 4527 nucleotides long. RefSeq lists its product as uncharacterized. Lineage: Eukaryota; Viridiplantae; Streptophyta; Magnoliopsida; Arecales; Arecaceae. The record is from RefSeq and is a predicted model, not a curated record.